Messenger RNA from Papaver somniferum (opium poppy), 2535 nucleotides. Its product is annotated as titin homolog. Lineage: Eukaryota; Viridiplantae; Streptophyta; Magnoliopsida; Ranunculales; Papaveraceae. The transcript is spliced from 6 exons. The record is from RefSeq and is a predicted model, not a curated record. The coding region runs from base 204 to 947 and encodes 247 amino acids.
GGGGGCAAAAGUGGUUGUCAAAACUCAAGCUGGCAAACCAUAAGAAAGCUUCAUCAAGUGAUCUUGUGAAACAAGAGGAAGAGUUGGAGGAAGUAUCGAAGAAAGCCAAAAAACGUAAGAAGGAUUUGAAGAAGAUAAAGAAAAAAGUGGACGAGGUGCAAGGUAGUGCUCUUGAGCUGUUGCAGGAAUCUGGUAGCCGUGCCAUGAAGAACUCACAAAUUGAAGAAGUAGCAUUUUGUCCAGAAAGGGAUGCAGAGAGUGUAGCUGCCCUGCUUAAGAUGUCAAAAGUGGUUGACAAAAGUCAAGGCGGCAAACCUAAGAAAAAAGCUUCAUCGAGUCAUCUUGUGGAACAAGAGGAAGAGUUGAAGAAGAUAGAAGAAACAAAGAAAGCCAAAAAACUUAAGAAGGUUUCGAAAAAGGCAAAGAAAAAAGUGGAGGAUGUGCAUGCUAGUGUUGCGAAGAAGGAAGAGGAGGAUAAAUCUGAGGAAAUAGUUUUUGCCGUCCCUAUCAUCGAGAAAAUAUUGGAGGAUAGUCAUUCAACUGUGCUUAAGAGGAAACUUGUUUUAGAUACUGUGGAAGAAACUAAGAAAGUCAAAAGAGCUAAGAAACUUCUGAAGACGUCAAAGAAAAAAGUUGUGGAAGAGCAAUGUAGUGCUGCGAAGAAGGAAGAGCAUGACAAGUCUAAGGAAGAAGAUGAGGUUGCUGCUGUUUCUAUGGUUGAGAAAGUGUUAGAAGAUAGUCAAGCAAGUGCCCUGAAGAGUAAAGUUUCUUUAGAUGAGGUGGAGGAGUCGAAGAAAGCUAUAAAAGUUAAGAAGUUACUGAAAAAGCGAGAGAAAAACGCUCAUGAAGUGCAAGGUGGUGCCGCCAUCAAGUAUGACGCAGAAGUCCCUGAGCUGUUGCUGGCAUCUAAUAGGCCUUUCACGGAUGUCUCACAAAUGAAGAAGUAACUUUUUGUCCAGAAAGGGCUACAGAGAGUGUAGCAGGCCUACUAAAGGUGGAAAAAGUGGUUGUCGAAAGUCAAGCUGGCAAACCUAACAAGAAAGCUUCAUCAAGUCAUAUUGUGGAACAAGACGAAGAGUUGUUGAAGGAGGAAGUAUCGAAGAAAGCCAAAAAACAUAAGAAGGUUUUGAAGAAGAUAAAGAAAAAAGUGGAGGAGGUUCCAGGUAGUGUUCCUGGGCUGUCGCAGGAAUCUGAUAGCCGUGUCAUGAAGGACUCACAAAGUGAGGAAGUAGCUUUUUGUCCGGAAAGGGGUGCAGAGAGUGUAGCAGCCCUAUCUAAGGUGGCAAAAGUGGUUGACAAAAGUCAAGGCGGCAAAUCUAAGAAAAAAGCAGUGAUCUUGUGGAACAAGAGAAAGAGUUGAAGAAGAUAGAAGAAACGAAGAAAUCCAAAAAACUUAAGAAGGUUUUGAAAAAGGCAAAGAAAAAAGUGGAGGCUGUGCAAGGUAGUGUUGCGAAGAAGGAAGAUGAGGAUAAGUCUGAUGAAGUAGUUGUUGCUGCCCCUAUCAUCAGGAAAAUAUUGUAGGAUAGUCAUUCAAGUGUGCUUAAGAGGAAACUUGUUUUAGAUACCGUGGAAGAAACGAAUAAAGUCAAAAAACCUAAGAAAAACGGAAGAGCAGUGUAGUGGUGCGAAGAAGAAAGAGCAUGAUAAGUCCAAGGAAGAAGAUGAGGUUGCUGCUGUUUCCAUGGUUGAAAAAGUGUUAGAAGAUAGUCAAGCAAGUGUGCUCAAGAGUAAAGUUUCCUUAGAUGAGGUGGAAGAGUCGAAGAAAGCUAAAAAAAUACAGAAGGCAUUGAAAAAGCGAGAGAAAAAAGCUAAUGAAGUGCAGGGUAGCUGCCAUCAAGUGUGAUGUAGAAGUCCCUGAGCUGUUGCAGAAUUCAGAAGACCGCAAUGUUGUUGAGAGCCAAGGAUACCCUGAAGGCAUUGGUUCGAUAUUGUGCAACUGAACAGGCGAAAUUAAACAAAAAGGAGGAUUCCAAUGCAAGGCAUCAAGCUCACACGAAUUCCGUGUGCUAGGAGAUGUUGCUGCAAUACUCUGGCCAGCAAAAUUGAAGACGAAUUGCAUGGCAUCGGAGCUCUUGUUAUUCCAUGGGUUUUACACCUUUUUCCUGGAAAGCACAAAUUUACAUAUGUUCUGGCAAGCAGAAGCCAAAGUUACCUUACGCAGUCACUGGGCCUGAACGGAAAGAACGACGUCAUUACAAGGACCCAUUACCAUAUAUAACUUUCUCAAUUUGUUUAGUUUUGUUAAUUGUGUACUACUUGAUUAGCAAAUUGAGACAGUUUGGCCGAGUGGUCUAAGGCGCCAGAAUCAGGCUCUGGUCCGAAAGGGCGUGGGUUCAAAUCCCACAGCUGUCAAUUUUUUCAAUUUUUCGUUUUAUUUUUUACAAUAACUUGCCAGUGUUGGAUGCUAAUUGAGCUGAUCCUAUAAUUGUAGCAAAGAAGUAUGGGGUUGGUCCGGUUGUAAACAUGGUAGCUCCAGUUUCAAACAAGAUCUCCUCUCACAAUGUAAUAAUGAUGGAUUAUAAAAAUAAAAUGUGA